AUGUUCCGAAUAUAUGGAAAUAUAAUAUCUGACCAAGAACGGAGAGGUUUAAUAGAAGAGGUAAACGAUGAGACUCUUACUGAAAAUCUUAUUCAUUAUAUACCACAUCACGAUGUCAAGAAGGAUUCCACAACCACGCCUAUACGAAUAGUUUAUAACUGUAACUGUAAAGCAAAUUCUUACAGCGCUAGUCUCAACGAUUGUUUAGCAGAAUACCAGCCUAUGAUGAACGACCUUACUACAAUUUUGACACGGAGAAUUUUUAGAAUGGAGAAAUAUACAGUGACAGCCGAUGUAGAGAAAGCAUUUCUACACAUCUAA
Mytilus trossulus (common blue mussel) is the source of this 321-nucleotide messenger RNA. RefSeq lists its product as uncharacterized. Lineage: Eukaryota; Metazoa; Mollusca; Bivalvia; Mytilida; Mytilidae. The transcript has a single exon. The record is from RefSeq and is a predicted model, not a curated record. The coding region runs from base 1 to 321 and encodes 106 amino acids.